Leptosia nina is the source of this 579-nucleotide messenger RNA. Lineage: Eukaryota; Metazoa; Arthropoda; Insecta; Lepidoptera; Pieridae. The record is from the annotation of a GenBank genome assembly.
AUGUCGAGGCUGUUUGCAAGUGAAACCGGUUCGAAACUAUAUUAUCAGCUACUUGUAGCUCGGAGUGUUUGCGACUCGUAUAAUGAUACAGAGAAGCUCGCUAAGGCGACAGCUGCGGUCGGGCCAACUGCCGUCUCAUUGACCCACCGACCCCUUUUUUGCUCGAGACCAAUUUUGAUUUUCGUAGCCGAAGCUGUCGACGCGACGCAAGUAUCCAUCCGGCGGUGCACAUCGGACAGUAUAGCGUCAGCGGUACUGGAGCAAGUAGCCCUUAUCGCUGAGAGCUUAGUCGUGAUAACGAGCGACAUAGCUAAGUGCCCCGGAUGUGCCUGCGCAGCCCAUCAGGAGAGUGGGUUAAUUUGUGAAGUGCAAAAUACUUUUGAAUAUGGCUUAACCAAAAAAGGUAACGAUUUGCAUUUGUUCGUAUAUUCCGCUUUAUCGUUUAAACAGACUAAUAAGAAAUCGAAAGAAGAUACUCUAAUGAAGAGUAAUGCGAUACGGCAGAAGGCAAAAAGCAGGAUCUGUCCGUCCAUCAAUCAACGCCAGAGCUCAGACGACGGACCACAUGCUUCUCGUUAA